Molecule: messenger RNA, 1032 nt
Organism: Lithohypha guttulata
Lineage: Eukaryota; Fungi; Ascomycota; Eurotiomycetes; Chaetothyriales; Trichomeriaceae
Exons: 1
Coding region: 1-1032 (343 amino acids)
Source: RefSeq, a predicted model, not a curated record
AUGCAGCUCACUAACUUCCUCAGCGCCGCGGCGCUUGCUGCCACCACAUUCGCUCAGCAAUAUCCUAUCCAGCCUGUCUACCAGUUUGCGAACUCUUUCUCCGGAUUAGGAUAUGUCAACAUCGAAAAUGUUGCUGUUCGAUCGACCAACAACCAGUUGCUGCUCAACUUCGCAACUGGCGCCAUCAUGGCACAGAUAAACCCUGAUGCUGCCAACCCGCAGCCAGAGGUUCUUGUCAACAUCUCCAGCUUAUACCAGGGUGCCCCAGGCUCCUUAACCGGUAUUGCUGAAGUCAGCAAGGACGUCUACAUUGUAGGAGCAGGAAGAUUCCAGUUCGGCCCACAAGUCCCAGGUGGUGUCGCUGGUGUUCCAGGCUCGUUCCAAAUCUGGUCAGUUGACCUUAAUGGCCCACGUGCAGUAGCAAACCAGGUUGUUGCUAUCCCAGAAGCCAACCUUCUCAACGGUGUCGCUGCUGUACCAACCGCCCCGGGUGUUGUCCUCGUUGCUGAUUCCGCACUGGGCUCCAUCUUCCGCGUUGACACUCACGCCAAGACAUACGAGCGGAUUCUCUCGCUAGACGUUUUCCUUCCAGGAGGAGGCAACAACUUUGGUAUCAAUGGUAUUCAUCUCCAGGGUGGUAACUUGUACUUCACAAACUCCGCUCAGGGCAUCUUCGGCCGUGUACCUUUCGGCCCACGAGGAUACCCAGGUGGCCCAGCUGUUCGAAUUGCCAGCGCACCAAACGGCACCUACUUUGACGACUUCGCACUCACCAAGAACGGUGAUGCUUACAUCGCAACUCAAGAGAACGCAAUUUCCUACGUUGCUGCCGGCUCGUCGCAAGCACAGAUUAUUGCCGGCGGUGGAAACUCUACUACCCUCGCUGGACCUACCAGCUGUGUGUUGAGAAAUGGUGAACUGUUCGUUGUCACCGCUGGUGUUGGUGGUGGUCCAAUGGGACCAGUCAGUGGGGGAGUCUUCAAAAUCGCUGUUGGUGCCGCGAAGAAGAUGGCCAAGAGAUGGUUUGCAUAG